AUGGGGUCUAAGAACAAUCCAGCAAAUAGAAGAAGAAGUCCAUUAUCUAUAAUCAUUGUGUUUGGGCUGUGUUGUUUCUUCUACUUACUAGGAACAUGGCAGAAAAGUGGUUUUGGAAAGGGAGAUAGUAUAGCAAUGGACAUAACCAAGAAAACAGAAUGUGAGGAAGACUUUUCCACCCUUGAUUUCCACCCUCAUCACAAUAUUCCCAUUCCCGAUUCUUCCAAACCAAAAUCCAAAACCUUCAAACCAUGUGAUGUCAAAUACACCGAUUACACCCCCUGCCAUGAACAAGACAGAGCCAUGAGGUUCCCAAGAGAAAACAUGGUAUACAGAGAAAGACAUUGCCCCCCUCAAGAAGAAAAGUUGAAAUGUCUUAUUCCAGCUCCAAAAGGGUAUUCAACUCCAUUUCCAUGGCCAAAAGGUCGUGACUAUGUCCAUUAUGCUAAUGUCCCUUUCAAACAUUUAACUGUUGAGAAGGCGAAUCAACAUUGGGUUGAGUAUCAAGGCAAUGUCUUUAAGUUUCCAGGUGGUGGAACAAUGUUUCCUCAAGGAGCAGAUGCAUAUAUUGAUGAACUUGCAUCAGUGAUUCCAAUUGCUGAUGGAUCUGUUAGAACAGCUCUUGAUACUGGUUGUGGGGUUGCAAGCUGGGGUGCAUAUCUGAUGAAGAGAAAUGUUUUAGCCAUGUCAUUUGCACCAAGGGAUAAUCAUGAAGCACAAGUUCAGUUUGCUUUAGAGCGAGGUGUCCCUGCUAUUAUUGGUGUUCUUGGAUCAAUAAAACUUCCUUUUCCUUCAAGAGCUUUUGAUAUGGCUCAAUGCUCACGAUGCCUCAUACCAUGGGGUGAAAAUGAUGGGAAGUAUCUAAUGGAAGUUGAUCGAGUUCUUAGACCUGGUGGAUUUUGGAUUUUAUCUGGUCCUCCGAUUAACUGGAAGACAUACUAUCAGACAUGGAAAAGGUCAAAGGAGGAUUUGAGAGCUGAACAAAGAAAGAUUGAAAAACUUGCUGAAUCUCUUUGUUGGGAGAAGAAAUAUGAGAAAGGAGAUAUUGCUAUUUGGAGAAAGAAAGUUAAUCCCAAAUCUUGCAAAAUCAAUCCUGCAAAUUUCUGUAAAUCAACUGAUACCGAUAAUGUCUGGUACAAGAAAAUGGAAACAUGUGUAACUCCAUACCCUAAAGUAAACACUGCAAAUGAAGUAGCAGGAGGGGAGUUGAAAAAGUUUCCAGCAAGGCUACAGGCAGUGCCACCUGUCAUAUCCAAGGGACUAGUUCCAGAAGUUUCUAUUGAAUCUUAUCAAGAAGAUAGUAAAAUUUGGAAGACAUAUGUUGCUACUUACAAAAGGGCAAAUCGGUUAAUUGGCACUUCAAGAUAUAGAAAUAUAAUGGAUAUGAAUGCUGGUUAUGGAGGUUUUGCUGCAGCAAUUGAGUCUAAUAAAUUAUGGGUGAUGAAUGUUGUGCCUACUAUUGCUCCAAACACAUUGGCUGCUGUUUUUGAGCGAGGUCUUAUUGGUAUAUAUCAUGACUGGUGUGAAGGCUUCUCCACUUACCCAAGAACAUAUGAUCUUAUCCAUGGAAAUGGUCUAUUCAGCUUGUAUGAGAACAAAUGUGAUCUAGAAGAUAUCCUCCUAGAAAUGGAUCGAAUUUUGAGGCCUGAAGGAUUAGUGAUACUUCGAGAUGAAGUAGAUGUGUUGACCAAAGUCAUGAAAAUUACAGCUGGCAUGAGAUGGGAUGUUAAAUUGCUUGAUCAUGAAGAGGGGCCUUUUGUUCCAAAAAAGAUAUUUGUCGCGUAUAAACAAUAUUGGGUUGGAAACAAAGGGAAUGAUACAUCAUCAAGUGAGUGAUUAACAAAACUGUUUUAGUAAAAAAAAAAAAGUAGUAUUUUGUAUUAUCCCACGACCCAAACGGAUUUUUUCCAUAAGAGGAAAAUCAAGAUUUGCGUUGGUUAUAUGCAUUUCGAUGUGGGUGUUGAUGUAGAUUGUUUUAACUAUUCGUAAAAACCUUUUAAUGUUGUUAUUUUUAGGUUAUUUAGCUUAAAAGUAUUGCAUGGUUGAUAGGUUUUUGAUAAGGCAUACAACGGAUGUGCAUGGUAAUUGAGGUGACAACAUAAAUAUGUUGAAAAUUUUUGGUUAUUAGGCUAAGGUUGUGAGUAAUACUAUGUAAUGCAAGUUUUAAUACCAAAU
Molecule: messenger RNA, 2175 nt
Organism: Lactuca saligna
Lineage: Eukaryota; Viridiplantae; Streptophyta; Magnoliopsida; Asterales; Asteraceae
Source: the annotation of a GenBank genome assembly